AUGACCAUGCUCGCUUCCCUCUUCUCCCCCUCUCCUCUCCUCACCACCGCCGCCUCCACCUCCUCGUCUGCCACCUCGCAGCCAGCGCCACAGACUGUGAGGCUCCCGGCUCCCAGGCCGCUCACCGCCACACUGGCCGCGGCAGCCGCGGCCGGUCUCCUCCUGCUGACCCCCGCGGCGCCGUCGCACGCGGAGGCGGAGUUCAAGGUGUACUACGGCACGGCGGCGAGCGCGGCCAACUACGGCGGGUACGGCGGCAACGCGAACAAGAGGGACGCGGCGGAGUACGUGUACGACGUGCCCGAGGGGUGGAAGGAGCGACUGGUGUCAAAGGUGGAGAAGGGCACCAACGGCACGGACAGCGAGUUCUUCAACCCGCGCAAGCGCUCCGAGCGGGAGUACCUCACCUUCCUCUCCGGGUUCCGCAAGCUGGCCCCCGUCGGCGCCGUGCUCGACAACCUCGCCCUCUCUGACGUCGGGCUGCAGGACCAGAUCUCGUCGGCGGACGACGUGACAUCGGCGGAGCGGAAGGACGCGGACGGGCAGGUGUACUACGAGUACGAGGUGGCUGGCGCCGGCGCGCACAGCCUCAUCUCCGUGACGUGCGCCCGGAACAAGCUGUACGCGCACUUCGUCACGGCGCCCAACCCCGAGUGGGGGCGCGACGAGGCCGUCCUCCGCCGCCUGCACCAGUCCUUCAAGACCGUCGACUUCAGCGGCCAAGAUUAA
Molecule: messenger RNA, 729 nt
Organism: Triticum turgidum subsp. durum (durum wheat)
Lineage: Eukaryota; Viridiplantae; Streptophyta; Magnoliopsida; Poales; Poaceae
Source: the annotation of a GenBank genome assembly